AUGGCCCUUGGUCCAGAGCAUCCGGAUACGCUAGUUCAGAAGGUUGGGUUGACAGGGGUAUGGUAUGAAAAUGGCCAGUACAAGAAGGCUGAACAGCUGUUAGAAAGGGUAGAGGAACCACUUGAGGCUGCUUUUGGUGCAGAAGACUGUAAAACAUCAACUGCAAAGACUACGUGGGCAUUGUGCCUUUGGUCACAAGGCCAGUAUGACAAGGCAGAGGACCUUCUAGUUCAUAUAAUAGAGGCCUACAAUAGCACAUUGGGUCCAGAACAUUUACAUACCCCACAAAGGAGGGCUCAACUGGCAUAUAGGUUGGUUGGUGCAUUCGAUCCACUAGUUAUGGUGAGUAUGGAACAGUCUGCAGCGAUCCUAUUAGAACAGCAUCGACUGGCAGAGGUUGAAGGACUUCUCACAUAUGCGUUGGAGAAUCAGCUGAGUGCAAUUGGUCUCGAAGAUCGAGAGACACUCGAGACAAUGUCUGCCCUAGGGUCAAUCCUUAUGAUGCAGCGUCGUUACGCAGAGGCCGAAGUGAUGGCUGCAGAGGUACUGGAAAUGCAACAGAAGGUUCUUGGCAGAGAACAUCCAGACACGUUGGCCGGCAUGCAUAAUCUGGCCUCAAUAUUCUUCCAUCAGGUUCGACUGACGGAUGCUCUGAAGUUAUCAGUGGACUUCAUGCAGAUACAAGGUACUCGGGAAAGAGAAUCCGAAGAUGUUAACAACCAUGCAUAA
Aspergillus pseudotamarii is the source of this 729-nucleotide messenger RNA. RefSeq lists its product as uncharacterized. The transcript has 2 exons. The coding region runs from base 1 to 729 and encodes 242 amino acids. The record is from RefSeq and is a predicted model, not a curated record. Gene Ontology annotation, molecular function: protein binding. Lineage: Eukaryota; Fungi; Ascomycota; Eurotiomycetes; Eurotiales; Aspergillaceae.